Molecule: messenger RNA, 543 nt
Organism: Hepatospora eriocheir
Lineage: Eukaryota; Fungi; Microsporidia; Hepatosporidae
Source: the annotation of a GenBank genome assembly
AUGGUAAAGAUAACUGAGUUAACACCUGAGCAAAAGAUAAAUUAUCAGAAUAAAAAGUUAGUGUUGGGAUUUGAUGAAAAGAGCGGGUUUGAUAUUUUUGUAAUGUUUUUAAUUACAACUUUAAAUAUCAUUCUUGUUUGUUUCUCUUUGGUAUCUUUAGAGUUUUAUAAAAAACCUUGCUUAGUUACUGGAAUUACGUUUAUUUCAUUCGAUCUAUUCUUUAUUCUUUAUUUAAUCUUCUAUAGAUUGAAUUAUAAGUUACCAGCAACUAUGUUUGUAUAUGAUUUAAAAGGAUUCUUUGAUUUUUCAUUCCUUUAUACAUUCUAUCUUGUAUUGUUUUAUAAUUUGAAAAAAUCUAAUUUGAAUGAUCCUGAUUUAUCUUUUAUUUCUUCUUUAGAUUGUCAUAAAAUUUUAAUACUUUGUUCCUUUUUACUUUGUUAUUUAGUAAUUUAUUUUAUCUUGCAUGUUCAAUUAACCGCAUUCGUUAACAAAUGUAACUACAAGAAAAACUUUUAUGAGAAUUUAAAAGAUUCUAUUGUUUAA